GGUGGCUGUUCUGUCUUUUUGCUCUUUAUUUUUCCAUUGCAAAGAAAACAAGUUUUAAACGUACGUUCACAACUUGUUCAUCACAAAAAGGUUGGCUUUCGUACUCAGUUGGAAAUGAUCUCGUUUUUAAAAUGAUUUUUUGAGAUACUAUCCGUCCAAAUUUUUAUGAAUAAUGUGUUGUAUAUGGUCCACUACUUCUACUUGAAGUCUUGAACAGCACGAUAUCACAAACGAUAUCAUUGUGGGCAGUGAAGCAAAGAUGACUGCCGAUAGCAAGAUCUUAAGAUGAGAUCCUUUUCCGUGGCUCAAAGAAGGCUUUAUACACAAACUGGUUAACUUCAACGGAACACGAAGCUGUUUAUGAUAUAUUUGCUUCGAGUGUCGACUGUUAUCUUUUAUAGUUUAAUUGUAGCUAACGUGUUUAUAUAAAUCAAAAAGGCACAAGGGGUAUAAAGCAAUGGAUUCAAUGGACAAUAGUUACCUAUGGAUUGUUAUUAUUGGUUUUAUCAUCGCUUUUAUUCUCGCACUGGGUCUCGGAGCAAACGAUGUGGCAAACUCGUUUGGUACAUCAGUUGGAUCUAAAGUGCUAACCUUAAGAGAUGCAUGUAUUGUGGCAGCCAUUUGUGAAACGUCUGGGGCUGUCCUUGCUGGAAGCAAAGUCACAGAUACAAUCCGGGGCAAAAUAGUUGAUACAAGUAAUUUUGUUAAUGGAACUGAGGUUGAUUUGCUAGUGGGAUCACUUAGUGCUCUGUCAGGCGGGGCAGUGUGGUUGAUCAUUGCGACCGCGGUGAAGCUUCCUGUGUCGUCAACCCACAGCAUUGUUGGAGCCAUGAUGGGGUUUGGGUUGGUGGCAUUUGGUGGUAAGGCAAUAAAGUGGAAGGAAUUUGGCAAGAUAGUGGCCUCCUGGUUAAUAUCCCCACUCAUGGCUGGAGCCAUCAGCUCGUGUUUCUAUCUGGCGUUACAAUAUUUUGUUCUCAAAAAGCCUGAUUCGUACAGUGCUGGUCUGAUUGCCUUGCCAAUUAUCUACUUCAUAGUUAUAUCAGUUAACUUAUUUGCAGUGUUUUACAAUGGCUCUGAAAUGCUCGGCUUCGACAAGAUUCCUCUUUAUGGAUGUUUAAUAUUGAGCUUUGGGACUGGUCUUGUUGUAGCGCUUCUUACGCGCUUUCUGUUUGUUCCCCACUUGCGGAGGAAAAUUGACAAAGAAUUUGAACUGAGUACAACUAAUGAUUCUCAGCUCAAUGUUGUAGAUGAAAAUAGUGAAAAAGAUAAAGAUUUUAAAGAAAAGACAAAGUUGUUAAGUAGCGCUAGCAAUAGUGACUCAAACAACAAGAAAUAUAGCGAGGGGAUUAUCAAUGAAACUCCUCCAGAUGAUAGAAAUGCUGACACUGCAGCUGAUAAACAGUCACCGGAACCGAGCAACCAUGAAGUACUUACCGACGAGCCAAAGACCGCCAGAUUGCUGGCAUUUGUUCAAAUUUUGACUGCCUCUUUUGCGUCUUUUGCCCAUGGCAGCAACGAUGUUAGUAAUGCUGUAGGUCCUCUUGUUUCUCUAUGGUUAACAUAUAGAUAUGGUGUUGUUAAUUCUGAACUUAAUACUCCCAUUUGGGUCUUACUAUAUGGUGGUAUUGGUAUAUCCAUCGGACUGUGGGUUUGGGGAAGACGAGUUAUAGAAACCAUAGGAGACGAAUUGUCUUCUAUUACUCCGUCAAGCGGUUUAAUCAUAGAAUUUGGUAGUGUGUGUACGGUCCUGAUCGCCUCAAACCUUGGAAUUCCUAUAAGCACCACGCAUUGCUUAGUAGGAGCAGUUACUCUGGUGGGUUUAGUGCGAUCAAGAAACGUAACGGACUGGAAAGUGUUUAACAAUAUCCUAAUAGCUUGGCUUGUCACCGUUCCUGUGUCAGGCCUAUUAUCAGCCGGGUUAUUUGCUGUGCUACGUCAUGCAAUUUAACUAAUUUAAACAAGAGUUUUGUUUGAAAAGAAGCUUUUGGAAAUUCCAACAUAUACAGUAUUGGACGUUUAUAGCAAAGGUGUUUAUUUUGUUAAUAAUAGGUUGUUGAAUUUUGUAUAUAUUG
Molecule: messenger RNA, 2072 nt
Organism: Dendronephthya gigantea
Lineage: Eukaryota; Metazoa; Cnidaria; Anthozoa; Malacalcyonacea; Nephtheidae
Product: sodium-dependent phosphate transporter 2-like
Exons: 9
Coding region: 458-1948 (496 amino acids)
Biological process (GO): phosphate ion transmembrane transport
Cellular component (GO): membrane
Molecular function (GO): phosphate transmembrane transporter activity
Source: RefSeq, a predicted model, not a curated record